AUGACGAGGGAGGUGAAGGGGCUCCACGACGCGCCUCCAACAAGGAAACGACGUCCGCCGUCGACGCCGGCAUCGACCAAGGCCGAGCAAGGUUUUCACCCGGAGGUCACCAAACCCAUCAUCACCACAGCCAAUCACCACCGACGGCGGCCAAGCACUCUACACCGCUCUCCACCGCCAACCGCCUCUUACACGGCCAGCAAAACCACCACGGCACCACACGCCGUCAUGGCAGCCCGGCACCCACCGCCAAAGAGCGGUGCCGCCGCGCCGCCAUCCUCCCUCCUUGCUGCCGCAGCCAAACCACAAUGCCGCCUGCAGCCCACUGAACUCGAGGCUGACCACCACACAUCAGAUCUGGGGCAGCCUCGCCCGGAUCCGUGCCCCGGACGCCGCCGGGACCCGUCGAAGGAGCACGAGCGAGCUGGGAACACCACGAGCCGCUCCCCCGAUGGCCACCACACCCGAACCGCAGGAGCCCCGCCCGGAUCCGUGCCUCGGACAGCCGCACCGCCACACGCCACCAGCGCCACCGCACCACAGCCGCCCCCGUCGUGGCGCCGCCGCGCCACCAUCCAAGAGCUGCGGCACGCCGCCACCACCGCAGCUCCCCCGGCCGAGGGAGGGGACGCCAGGCAUCCCGCGCGCACCGCCGGCCGCCGAACACCGAAGAGUCGCCGCCGUAGCCCGCUGGAGAGCCUCCACCGCGAGAUCCAGAUGUGUCGCACCAGAUCGACGAUGGCCAGCCUCAGCGCCGCCCCCACUCUCCCGACGAGGGAGAGGAGGAAACAGCGCCACCGCCGAGCCCGGGGCCGCCGCCCCGGCUUGCCUGCGCCUGGCCAGAUGCAGCCGCCGCCGGAUGCAGGCCUUCGUCUAGGGCCGAAGACGCGCGACGCGUGA
Triticum turgidum subsp. durum (durum wheat) is the source of this 900-nucleotide messenger RNA. NCBI's taxonomy places the organism in Eukaryota, Viridiplantae, Streptophyta, Magnoliopsida, Poales, Poaceae. The record is from the annotation of a GenBank genome assembly.